Messenger RNA from Schistocerca piceifrons (Central American locust), 841 nucleotides. RefSeq lists its product as uncharacterized. The coding region runs from base 134 to 634 and encodes 166 amino acids. The transcript is spliced from 7 exons. NCBI's taxonomy places the organism in Eukaryota, Metazoa, Arthropoda, Insecta, Orthoptera, Acrididae. The record is from RefSeq and is a predicted model, not a curated record.
CACCGCAGCUGGAGGCUGGGCUCGUGACUCACAGCGACCCAGCUGAGGAGCAGCGAAGUAGCCUCAGGCAGUCGCAGACCGGCCUCCAUCACAGCUGCAGUAGCGUCGUGGACCCAGGUUGGUCUCGGCAGUUAUGGGGAAGCUACCUAUGCUGAAGCAAUGCUGCUGUGGUUGUUCUCUCAAGAGGGGCAGCAUUAUCAUUGGAGCUCUGGGAAUAGUACACGGGAUAGCGACCAUCGUCGAGGCAGUUCAUCUUCUCUGCGGGACAUGCCCGACAACGUUCAAGAUGAGCCUCGGGUCAGAGGGUGAGAUGACGGUGGUGACGGGAAGCGUGUUGGGCUCGCUACUCAUCGCUCUCGGAAUCGUCCUCAUAGUUGGUAGCGUCAUGGAGGCGCCGCGAGUGGUGUGGGCGUGGGUGGUGGCGCGCGGCCUGGUCGGGCUGCUGACCGUCUUCCUGGUGCCCAUUAGCAUCGGGCUGAAGGUGGCGGAGGGCGGCGUCAGCCACCUUUUUGCCGCUCACGCGUUCCUCGUCUUCGGCGUCCCCGAGAUAGGUCUGGACAUUUACUUCCUGCUCGUGGUGCACAGCUUCUACCGAAUAAUUGCGGGAAACGAACCGCCGCCUGAAGACGUCUGACGGCUGACUUCUCACUCCGAUGGCGCCGAAACCAUCACUGCUGGUCGUACUCCCUGUCCAAAUACAACCGCAUGAACUGCGGUGCACGCAAGUGUUUUCGUGUGUGUGUGUGUGUGUGUGUGUGUGUGUGUGUGUGUGUGUGUGUGUUUGUGUGUGUGUUUCACAGCAUAUUUGUAUUUAUUCUCAAUAAAUUCAUGAGAGAUGAAA